GUUUCGAUGGUUCCAUCCCCCGGUGGAUCGCGCUUCAUCAUCAGGUGAUGGUGACGGUUCCGAUUCGCUGGCGGGAGCCCAUCGAUCCGAGUCGAACAAGCCAGAAUAAAACCUGUACGACAAAAGGUUCUAAAACGGUUUUUCUUCUCUUUUUUCUUUCCCUUUUUUUCCCUAAAGAUUCGCCUUCAGCGCAGUCGAGCAGCGGCAAUCAUUUAAUUAAUGGCAAUAUUAAUGAAAAUGAUGAACAAAAUGCUACCACGCGCUCGCUAUCGCCGGCGUCGUCAUCGGCGUCGUCUUCGGCCUUCAGCGUCAGCGUCGUGAGCGAUGGCAAAGCGACCAGCAGCGAUACUGGCAGUUGUUCGGGUAGUAGUAGUGGAAUCAAUAGCAUUGGCAGUGGGGACAAUAUCAGCUGCAGCAGCAGUAGCAGUAGUAGUGGUGGCAGUACCCGUGGUGAAGAAUCACCGAAUGGUCAAGGUGCCAGCAAAAAGCAGCGCCGAUACACUAAAAAGAAGCAACAGUAUAAAAAACCGACCGCCGGUAACGGGGCGACCACGAGCAGCAUCGGUCAUGCGGCAAACGGUGGCCACAAGUCGCAGCCUAGUUUGCGCCCGUCGUCACCAUCGGCCAGUGACGAUUCUACCAACACGCUGCAAGAUGAUCACCUCACGCAAGCGACCUACUACUAUGGUUCGAUAUCACCACCCUCUAGCACAUCAACGAAAGUUAUUCCAUCACUGCCGCCGGUCGGCCACAACGAUCAACAGGUUUUGAAUGGUUCAAAACUCCCAUCAUCCUCAUCUCUAUCUUCUUCACCUUCGUCGUCGUCAUCUUCUCAGACCUCCGCCGCCAUCAAGAUGAACAAAAACACGAGCUACCAAGGUCGCCUGGAUUUCAGCAGCCGCACAGGUAUCGCGCAGCAACGGGCCGACAAAAAAUACCACCAAGGAAAUACUGGCAUCGGUGGUCAUCAUGCGAGCUCAUCCGUUACCGCCAACGCCGCCGCUGCCGCCGCCGCCGGCGGUGUAACAAAAAAUGCGGCAAACACUUCACCGCUCCGACAGUACGUGAAGCUGAAUCUAAGCGAGAACGAUCUCGUCAAGUACCUGCGCAAGUACGUGCUCGAUAAGGACGUGAUGAAACAGCUCGGAUUCCCGGUCGAGUACGGCCUGGACAUGGAUAAAGCAAUAAUCUAUAAAUUUCCGCACGACUUCUUCCGUCCCGCGCAAUUCCUACAGCAACAGACGACGACAACGACGACGACGACGAGCGCGGCCGGGGAAGAGAAGAAACGUGCCCACCAUGAGCGGAUAGUAGUGGCGGCAAGCGACAAAAGUGACGAUAACGACAGUGGCCAAGGCAGUGGCACAUCCUCACCGACCAAUGUCGACGACAAUGACGCACUGCUCAUGUAUCGACUUUCGUCGCAGACGACGUCACUUCAGUCGCCACUUGGCGACAUGCAACUGCAGCCGAGUGAAGAGCGUGAGUGCUGUCGCUGUGGGAAAGGAUUCUUCAUCACACUUGAUGGGGAGUAUCUGACGCAAGAGCACUGCAUUUAUCACUGGGGCCGAUUGACGAGGGUUUACAGCGGUUCAGAGUUCAAGAAGAUGUACUCGUGCUGCAAUGGAGAUUCCGACGUCAAGGGAUGCACCAUUAACAAACUGCACGUAUGGACGGGGCUGUUGUCGGGCUUCAACGGCCCAUUCGAUGGGUUCGUGAAAACCGAGCCUUCGCCGAGAAAGCUGAAGAAGUUCGAGAAAAUGCUAAUGAACAAAUUUUACUACCAGAAUAACAUGAAUGUCGACUGCUUGGAACUGCAACCCGAGGACACACUGGAGGACGACGAGAGCGAAGGCGUUUUUGCCCUCGAUUGCGAAAUGUCCUACACUGGCCGGGGUCUUGAACUGACCAAGGUGACCGUGGUCGCCGUUGAUGGUAGUCUAGUCUACGAGAAGCUCGUCAAACCAGACAUCGAAAUUGUCGACUAUAAUACUCGCUAUUCGGGCGUAACCGAGGCGGACUUUUCCGACCCGCGCAACUACGCCACCCUGAAGCAAGUGCAGAAAGAUCUCCUCCGUUUCAUCUACGACGACACGAUCCUGAUCGGGCAUUCCAUCGAAAACGAUCUGAAAGUAUUAAAAAUCAUCCACAAGACUGUGAUCGAUACGUCCAUAACGUUUCCCCACAUGAACGGCUUCCCGUUCCGGCAGUCGCUCAAGGCGCUCACCAAGAACAUCCUGAAGCGCGACAUCCAGAUGCAGACGCAGACUGGAGGAAGCUUCGUUGCACAAUCCCAUCACCAGCAGCAUCAUCAUCAUCACCAUCAUCACAUCAGUGCUGAGCUGACGGAUUGCGACAGCAGUUGCAGUAGCAACAGCAGCAGCAGUAGUAGUAAUAGUAGUGCUAGUAGCAAUAGUAGUAACUCAUUUGGUCACUGUUCCCUUGAGGACAGCCGGGCCAGCCUAGAACUUAUGCUUUGGCGCGUACGCAAGGACAAAGCAGCCUAUGACAAUAUGUGGAGUAACAACCUCAGUUGUUAUCGAAUGCAGAAUUAAUUAAAAAGGAAAAUUGCUGUGAUUAUAUAUAUAUGUAUACUUUUUUAAUUUAUUAAUUUUAAACCGUCCGUCUCGUGCGGCACAUCACGAGUAACACCUGUUGUAGAUGGUUACUUAAUUGUGUGAUGAAUAAAAGAUACUGAAUAGGGAUCUAUUUUUUCACUUAA
This is a messenger RNA of Aedes albopictus (Asian tiger mosquito), 2722 nucleotides long. RefSeq lists its product as uncharacterized. NCBI's taxonomy places the organism in Eukaryota, Metazoa, Arthropoda, Insecta, Diptera, Culicidae. The transcript has a single exon. Bases 48 to 2555 code for a protein of 835 amino acids. The record is from RefSeq and is a predicted model, not a curated record. Gene Ontology annotation, molecular function: exonuclease activity; nucleic acid binding. Gene Ontology annotation, cellular component: nucleus.